UACGGUACCAUUUAAUUACCAACAAAAAUACAUAGACUACUAAUCUUUGCCUUUCGUCGCUCCCUCAAGUUGCAACCGUCGUCGCGCUUUACAUUCCGGCGAGAAAUUGCUUUUUUACUUCGUCGGUUUUCAGAUCGAGCUCCUCGUUUUCAGACGAUCGGAGCUUCCGCUCUUGGUCUCUCUGAGACUCGUUUGAUACUAUUCGAGGCAUAUUUGAUUGAUCGAAGAACGUGUGUGUGUGUGUGACCUUGUUCCUCCCUUUUUACAUCGGAUUUGUAGCUACAAGAUAAAAUAAUUUCUUUUGGCUUGGCCCUCCGUUGUUAAACUACAGAGGAAGAUGUUUGGCUCAUCCAAUCCUUUUGGACAGUCAUCUGGUAGCAGCCCAUUUGCGUCCCAAUCUUUAUUUGGUCAGACCAGCAAUUCAAGUAGUAAUAAUCCCUUUGCUCCAGCAACACAGUUUGGUACGUCUACUCCUUUUGCUGCACAGACGGGAAGUUCAAUAUUUGGAAGCACUUCAACCGGUGUUUUUGGUGCACCUCAAGCAUCCUCUCCCUUCGCCUCCACCCCAACUUUUGGAGCUUCUUCAUCACCAGCAUUUGGGAAUUCUACUCCGGCCUUUGGAGCAUCUCCAGCAUCUUCACCUUUUGGUGGGUCUUCUGGUUUUGGGCAGAAACCUUUGGGAUUUUCAACGCCCCAGUCAAAUCCUUUUGGAAGCACGAUGCAGCAAUCCCAACCUGCAUUUGGAAACAGUACUUUUGGUUCAUCUACACCUUUUGGUGCCACAAACACACCUGCCUUUGGCGCAUCAAGCACGCCUUCCUUCGGUGUCACUAGCACACCCUCGUUUGGUGCAUCGAGCACGCCUGCCUUUGGUGCCACAAGCACGCCUGCCUUUGGCGCCUCAAACUCUCCCUCCUUUGGCGUCACAAACACACCUGCAUUUGGCGCGUCACCGACUCCAGCUUUUGGUAGCACUGGCACCACGUUUGGCAACACUGGCUUUGGUUCUGGAGGUGCUUUUGGAGCAUCAAGCACCCCUGCUUUUGGAGCUUCAAGCACCCCUGCUUUUGGUGCAUCAGGCACUCCUGCAUUUGGUGCAUCAAGUACACCUGCCUUUGGGGCAUCCAGUACACCUGCCUUUGGGGCAUCCAGUACACCUGCCUUUGGGGCAUCCAGUACACCUUCUUUUGGGGCAUCAAAUACCUCAUCCUUUAGUUUUGGCUCCUCGCCAGCCUUUAGCCAGUCUACAGCCGCGUUUGGUAGCAGCGCUUUUGGCUCUACACCAUCUCCUUUUGGAGGUCAAGGUGCGCAGGCUUCAACCCCAAAUUUUGGGGGUUCUGGUUUUGGUCAAUCACCUUUCGGUGGUCAACAAGGGGGUAGUCGAGCCGUGCCUUAUGCACCGACAGUUGAGGCAGAGGCAGGGAGCGGUACGCAGCCUGCUGGAAAGUUGGAAUCUAUUUCUGCCAUGCCAGCAUACAAAGAUAAAAACCAUGAGGAGCUUAGGUGGGAAGAUUACCAACGAGGAGAUAAAGGUGGACCACUUCCUGCUGGCCAGUCUCCUGGAAAUGCCGGAUUUGGUAUAUCAACUGCUCAGGCAAAUCCUUUUUCUCCAUCACCGGCAUUUGGUCAGACAUCAGCAAAUCCAACAAACCCUUUUUCGAGCUCAACAUCUACAAACCCUUUUGCCCCUCAAACCCCAACAAUUGCCAGUUCGGGUUUUGGAACGGCUACCUCAAAUUUUGGUUCCUCGCCCUUCGGUGUAACAUCUUCUUCCAAUCUUUUUGGGUCAACUUCGUCAGCUACCACAUCCGUUUUUGGAUCAUCGUCCGCUUUUGGAACAACAACAUCAUCACCGUUAUUUGGUUCAUCAAGCAAUCCGGGAUUUGGCUCUUCUCCGUCAAUCUUUGGUUCGGCUCCUGGUCAGGCGGCAACUUCGGCGUUUGGAAACAGUCAGCCAUCUACUCUAUUCAGUUCAACCCCCUCGGCCGGGCAGACUGGUUCUGCGUUUGGACAGACUGGUUCUGCUUUUGGAAACUUCGGACAGAGUAGUGCUCCUGCAUUUGGUCAAAAUAGUCUUUUCAAUAAACCCUCCACUGGAUUUGGAAACAUGUUUUCAAGUUCUUCUACAUUAACUACGCCUAGCAGCUCUCCAUUUGGACAAACAAUGACUGCUGGUAUGACACCCUUUCAAUCAGCUCAGCCAGGUCAAGCAUCAAACGGUUUUGGUUUCAACACCUUCAAUCAAACGCAAGCAGCUAAAACAGCUGGAAAUGCUGGUGGACUGGGAUUUUUUGGUCAAGGCAACUUCGGGCAAUCGCCUGCUCCGCUGAACUCUGUUGUUUUGCAACCAGUUGCUGUUACAAAUCCAUUUGGAACACUUCCUGCUAUGCCUCAAAUUUCAAUAAAUCAAGGUGGAAAUUCACCUUCCAUUCAAUAUGGAAUCUCCAGCAUGCCUGUUGUUGACAAACCAGCUCCUGUUAGAAUAUCAUCUCUCCUGACUUCUCGACACCUUUUACACAGGCGGGUCAGGUUGCCGGCAAGAAAGUACCGUCCUGGCGAGAAUGGUCCAAAGGUUCCAUUUUUCACUGAUGACGAGGAAAGCUCAAGUACACCAAAGGCAGAUGCUCUUUUCAUUCCAAGGGAGAACCCUAGAGCUCUAGUUAUACGCCCAGUUCAACAGUGGUCUUCAAGGGACAAAUCAACACUUCCAAAGGCUCGCCCGACGGCUCCAGUACAUGAAAAUGGGAGGGGUCCAGACAUGGCUACUGAUGCAACAAACCAUGAGAAAAAUGGUAACGGAGAACUUGGUGCAACUGAAGAAAGACAGCAUCCAUCAGUCAAUGCAAAUCAGAAACAGAAUGGCACAACAUGCUCAGAUCCGACCAGCGAGAAAGACCGUCCCUACAAAACUCUAAAUGGACACAGAGCAGGAGAAGCUGCGAUUUACGAUCCAUGGGUCAUAAAAAAGACGCUGCAAGUGAAAGAUUUAAACAGUGUAAUUCGAUUACCAGCGAAAGAGACACGCGACGAAAUAAUCGGGAGAUGGAGCAACAAGCUUGUGGUUGGAGAUUCCGUGACAGUGAAACUUUAUGAUUGGGAUUCGGAGAAAACGCACCUCAAGGAAGGAGAUACAGUCGGAUUCUAUUGGGAUAACAUUGAUUCAACUUUGAAUUUCAAAGUUUUACAGAAAAAGAUUGCUUAA
This is a messenger RNA of Camelina sativa (false flax), 3202 nucleotides long. RefSeq names its product nuclear pore complex protein NUP98A. NCBI's taxonomy places the organism in Eukaryota, Viridiplantae, Streptophyta, Magnoliopsida, Brassicales, Brassicaceae. Gene Ontology annotation, cellular component: nuclear pore; nuclear pore cytoplasmic filaments. Gene Ontology annotation, biological process: telomere tethering at nuclear periphery; RNA export from nucleus; post-transcriptional tethering of RNA polymerase II gene DNA at nuclear periphery. Gene Ontology annotation, molecular function: RNA binding; structural constituent of nuclear pore. The record is from RefSeq and is a predicted model, not a curated record.